Molecule: messenger RNA, 881 nt
Organism: Myxocyprinus asiaticus (Chinese sucker)
Lineage: Eukaryota; Metazoa; Chordata; Actinopteri; Cypriniformes; Catostomidae
Product: 39S ribosomal protein L33, mitochondrial
Exons: 4
Coding region: 104-301 (65 amino acids)
Biological process (GO): translation
Cellular component (GO): ribosome; mitochondrion
Molecular function (GO): structural constituent of ribosome
Source: RefSeq, a predicted model, not a curated record
GAAGAACUGGAGAUUUACCGGAAGCAAUAAAUUACAGUAGCCAACAGGAGCUCAAUGUGACAUUCUUCUGCGGUUGUUUCUGACCUGUUGUAUUAGAAUCAGAAUGUUUCUCACUGCGGUAAACCUUGCCAAGAGCAAAUCUAAGACGUUGCUGGUUCAGAUGGUAAGUGCAGCUGGCACAGGUCACUGUUUCAACACAAAGAGGGGUCGAUUAAGAGAGAAACUGGUUUUGCGAAAGCAUGACCCAGUAGUAAACAAACAUGUUCUCUUCUUUGAGAAGAGGAAGAUCCGCUCACUUUAAACAUGGGAAGAACUCUUUUGAAACAGACACAGAAUUACAGUCCAUUUGCAUUGUGUCAAACUGUAGACAUGAAACAGACCCCACAGUGAAGUGAUCAAGAUCUAAACCUCCAUGAAGGAAGAUUUGAAGAUCUGAGUGGAAUUUGUGGACCCCACACCAAUGCAACUAUGAAUGACUGGCUCAUUGUAAAGGGACCAGAAAGUAGUUUUACAUCCCAUUAGAAUAAUGUGGUGUUCACUGACAAUUAUGUUCAAUUUGUUUUUCUUCUUUUUUUUUUUUUUUUUUUGGACUAAAGGCAAAUAAUGCGGAUCACUUUAGGCUGAAGUGGAUUUGUUGGAAUAAUUAUCCUGCUAAAUUUAUUUGUGAGAAAAUCAGUGUAUAUAAGUGUGUUGCCAUGCUAAAAAUAACAUCAAUUCAAACAUAACAAUGGCUGUGCAAUUUGUACUUCCAGAAACUAAAGGGAUAGUUCACCCAAAAAUUCUCAUCAUUUACUCGCCCUAAUGACAUACCAAAUGUGUAUGACUUUCUUUCCUCUUUAGAACACAAACAAAGAUUUUUAGAAGAAUGCCCCAGCUCUGUA